CCCAACCCUUCAAUGAGUUCCACCCAAAGUGCGACAAGAAGAAUCCUCCGCAACCCGAACACGGUGGUUUCCGCCUUCCACGCGAAACAGCUCCACGCGCAAAUCGUGAAAGCCAGAGCAACUUCGAAGUCUCACUCCCUCGCCUGGGUCUGCAUUAUAAAAUGUUACACCGCUUACGGCCUCCUCCGCCACUCCCUCACCACCUUCAACCUCAUGCGCGCUUCCGGCGUCUCCCCCGACCGUCACGUGUUCCCUUCGCUCCUCAAAGCGUCCACGCUUCUCAAACACUUUCCUCUAGCUCAGUCGCUCCACGCCUCCGCCAUUCGCCUCGGCUUCCACUUCGAUUUGUACACCGCCAACGCGUUGAUGAACGUCUACUCCAAAUUCCACCCUCACCUUUCCGCCAACCACGUGCUCGACCAAUUUCCCCAAACGCACCACUACCGUAAUAAUUAUAAUAACAGUAACAAUGAUAAUAAUAAUUUUACUGUGAAAAUAGACUCUGUUAGAAAGGUGUUUGACAGAAUGCCUGUUAGGGAUGUUGUUUCGUGGAACACUGUUAUUGCCGGGAAUGCACAGAAUGGUAUGUAUGAAGAGGCGUUGGACUUGGUUAGGGAAAUGGGUAGGCAAAACUUGAGGCCUGAUUCCUUUACUUUGUCUAGCGUUCUUCCUAUUUUUGCGGAGCAUGUUGAUGUUAUCAAAGGAAAGGAAAUUCAUGGCUAUGCCGUUAGACACGGGUUUGACAAGGAUGUUUUCAUUGGAAGUAGCUUGAUUGAUAUGUAUGCGAAGUGUAAUCAUGUGGAGCUCUCCGUUCGUGCCUUUUACCUCUUGUCUAAUCGAGACGCCAUUUCGUGGAAUUCCAUCAUUGCUGGCUGUGUGCAGAAUGGGAGAUUUGAUCAGGGGCUCGGGUUCUUUCGUCUAAUGCUGAAGGAGAAGGAGAAGCCAAUGCAGGUUUCAUUCUCGAGUGUUGUACCGGCCUGUGCUCACUUGACAGCCUUGAACUUGGGGAAGCAACUUCAUGGAUAUAUAAUUAGACUUGGGUUUGAUGGUAACAAGUUUAUAGCUAGCUCUUUGGUGGACAUGUAUGCCAAAUGUGGUAAUAUUAAGAUGGCUAGGUAUAUUUUUGACAGAAUACGUGAGCGUGACAUGGUUUCUUGGACCGCCAUCAUUAUGGGAUGUGCGAUGCACGGGCAUGCCCUUGAUGCAGUUUCCUUGUUUGAGAUGAUGCUACUUGAUGGAGUGAAGCCCUGUUACGUGUCAUUUAUUGGUGUUUUAACUGCCUGUAAUCAUUCUGGGUUGGUGGAUGAAGGAUGGAAGUAUUUUAACAGUAUGCAAUCGGAUUUUGGUAUUGCUCCUGGCCUGGAGCACUAUGCUGCUGUUGCGGACCUUCUUGGUAGAGCUGGAAGGUUGGAGGAAGCCUAUGACUUUAUUUCUAACAUGGCUGUGGAACCAACAGGAAGUGUGUGGUCAGCAUUGUUAGCUGCUUGUAGGGCUCAUAAGAAUAUUGAAUUGGCUGAAAAGGUUGUUGACAAAAUCCUUUUGGUUGACCCUGAGAACAUGGGGGCGUAUGUUAUGAUGUCCAACAUCUAUUCAGCCGCCCAAAGAUGGAGAGAUGCUGCGAAAUUGAGAGUCCACGUGAGGAAAAAGGGCUUGAAGAAGACUCCAGGAUGCAGCUGGAUUGAGGUUGGGAACAAAGUACACACUUUUCUGGCUGGAGACGAAUCACAUCCAUAUUAUGACAAAAUAAACGAGGCAUUGAAUAUUUUGUUAGAACAAAUGGAGAAAGAAGGUUACGUCCUUGACACAAAGGAGGUGCUACAUGAUGUUGAUGAGGAGCAUAAACGCGACCUGUUGCGCACCCACAGUGAAAGACUUGCGAUAGCAUUUGGCAUCAUUAGCACUACUGCUGGUACAACCAUCCGUGUAAUAAAGAACAUCCGGGUGUGCGUGGAUUGCCACACCGCAAUUAAAUUUAUGGCAAAGAUUGUUGGCAGGGAAAUCAUUGUAAGAGAUAAUAGCCGAUUUCACCAUUUUAGAAAUGGAUCUUGUUCGUGUGGAGACUACUGGUGAAAUAGCAACUAUGACUAGAAAGGGGAAACCAAGCAUGACAUUAUAACUGCAUAAGCAGUACUAAACUGAGAGGUGGAGUAAAAAUGCUACGAAAUCAGUGUAAAAAGGACAGACUAUAAUCAAGGCAAAAAAUUGGUUGAGAAGUUGCCAUGCCAUAGGAAAGUCAUGCCCUAAAAAAUGUAUUUGAGAUAAGGCCUGUGUGCUCUCAGCUUUUUGAAGAGAUAGCUUCGGAGUGGGGAUUGGGAUAACACAUUGUCCAAUUUCUUGGAAGCGUUUUGAAUUGAGUACAGAUUGCCUACCUUUAGCAGCAUUAUCAGAUAUCAUUGGUAGAUAAGAACCCCUCAUUUCUCUGGUGAACUUGGAGCUUGCAGAUUUAAGGGUCGGCGACUCAGAAGGUAAAUCUUGGUGUUUAGAUUCCAUGAAUAGCUUCUCACUCAUAGUUCUUGGGUCAAUACAAUCUUAUGAAAAAAAUUUCCUAGUCAUUUCUAAGAAUAAAUGGGUUACUCUAAUAAUGCACAAGGUUGUACCAUUUGAUGCCCAUGGAAGGUCAAAUAUUUCACUUCAUUCCAGCACGCAGAGAGGUUGUUUCUGUAAGAUCAAAUUCAGUUUAAAGGGAAUGUAUAGGACAUAUAAUCAGCCAAGAUUUGUUAUAGGUUGUCAAUCCGUUCUAUAGAACCACAUAAACUUUACGUGCAUAUAAGGGGGUGUUGAAUUUGGAUCCUUCCUAUUCAUGAGAAAAUCCAAUUUCUCCUUUUACUCUGUCUGAGGGCAUCCGUUAAUGCUUUUCCAAAACGCUCAUGGUUUAGCUAGUUCUUCCAUAUAUUCCGCUGUCAGCAUUUUGCUUACUCCUUCUGUAUCAAGCUGUUUGUGGAAUGGUAUCUCGAUGGAGAUGUAUUGGUCGCUCUGGGUAAUAAUCUAAAUCCCUUUUUUUUU
Molecule: messenger RNA, 3003 nt
Organism: Vigna angularis (adzuki bean)
Lineage: Eukaryota; Viridiplantae; Streptophyta; Magnoliopsida; Fabales; Fabaceae
Product: putative pentatricopeptide repeat-containing protein At3g23330
Exons: 2
Coding region: 13-2070 (685 amino acids)
Biological process (GO): RNA modification
Molecular function (GO): RNA binding; protein binding; zinc ion binding
Source: RefSeq, a predicted model, not a curated record